GCGCCCCUCCAGUGCGCAGUAAUGCAUAACUCUAAGAUGUGAUCAUGAACGUUAACCAAAAUCUGAAUAGUACCAGGUGAUGUUGAAAUUAUUGUUCAUUCAAAUGAGCAUUCGAGAAAAUUAUCACAUAAAAGUUGGAGUUGAAAGAUUUCGGGUGAUUUUUGAAGACUCCUAGUUGUUGAUUAUUAAAAAAUUGUUGCUGCGGUGGAGAUUGGAUUGAAGAACCUUGAACAGCUGAGGAUUAUUACUUAAAAAAAUAAUGUCGAUUGCUGAUAGUCAGGGUGGUCUUGUUGCUCAGCUGGCACAAUCUAUGGGGGCCUCCGAACCCGCCUUAAGACUCAUUAUUUCAAUUUCCCUAGGCUUUCCAUUGGCUUUUUUGCACCGGCAUACUCUCUAUGGCAAAAUUCCCCUCCAUCAACAUGUUUUCUUUAUUGCCAGUGGUGUACUUUUGGGUAUCUGGAAUUUCGGUUGGGACAUGAGUCACUCCGCAAUAGCUUUAUGCACAACGUACCUGUUUUUACUAGUCUUUGGAGGUUCAAAGUUAGCAGUUGCUGUUACCUCAAUAUUUAAUAUGACACAUUUAUUAUACGGCUAUUGGACAACAAGCACUGAAGAUUAUGAUAUUAAAUGGACAAUGCCCCAUUGCGUAUUGACCCUGCGACUGAUAGGUCUCGCUUGGAACUAUUACGACGGAAGUAGAGACAGGAAGUUUCUCUCCGAGUACCAAAAAAAUGUCUCCCUAAAGAAAUUACCAUCCCUCCUGGAAUGCGCUGGAUUCACAUAUUUUCCUGGGGCAUUUCUCGUCGGACCGCAGUUCAGUAUGAAACGAUAUCUCGAUUACGUCAAUGGAGAUCUCAUAGAAAGUAAAUCUCCAGAGCCAGAAGUGUUGCCAGAUAAUAUAGUACCUGCGAUAAAACGAACUGCUUUGGCAAUUGUAUACCUUAUAAUUUAUCACAUAGGGGCGACGUAUUUACCUGAUGAGUACCUCCUGAGCGAUUCUUUUGGCAAUUUGAAUUUUAUUAAGAGAAUUUUUUUGUUGGGGCUGUGGGCUAGAGUCUGUCUGUAUAAAUACAUUGGGUGUUGGCUGUUGACGGAAGGGGUGUGCACGACGUUUGCUAUGUCGUACAACGGACGCGACGAGAAUGGCCAAUCAAAGUGGGACGGUUGCGCCAAUGUUGAUCUGUUUACAUUUGAAAAUGCCACAACAUUCAAUCACUAUAUACAGUCCUUCAAUAUGAACUCGAAUCAGUGGUUCGCCGAGUAUAUAUACAAACGUCUCAAAUACCUCGGUUCACGCAACGCGAGUCAAUUAUUUACUCUUCUAUUUAUUGCUGUUUGGCACGGCUUCCAUUUUGGUUAUUACCUUACCUUCUUCAAUGAAUUCAUCAUAAUGUACUUCGAGAAGGACAUAACUCCAGUUCUCCGGAAAAAUGAUAAAUUACAAGCAGCUAUUGCCACUGGACAUGGAAGAGUCAUGACGUGGACACUCCAGAAAAUCUACACACUCAUAUUUAUGGGCCAUGCAUUCGUACCAUUUGGCUUACUUUCGUAUUCCCAUUACAUGCAUGUGUACUCGAGUGUUUAUUACUUCGGAUUCAUAGUAUUCUGUGGUUAUCCAUUCGUUGCGCCUUACGUGAAACGAAUCAUUCGAGGAAGUGCAACGAGACCACACACCGAAUAAUUCCCGUUGAUUUUUCUCUGAAUUAGUUUACUCACAAGUGAUGACGAUUGAGAAUGGGAAUUUAAUGAUGAUGAAGUUGGGGUGAUGAUUUAUGGGGAUGGACUUUCUCUUUGCAGGUCUCUAGCCGUCCGGAAUUUAUUUUUUUUUCUGGGGGAAUGGGAAAUUAUAUUGACAAUGUGAGUGAGAAGAGAAACUAGAUGAGCAGUCUUUCCACGAGAUGAAUUUCUCGUUUUCCAAUAUUUUUAAUCUAGAGGAAAGGGCAUAAACGGUUUAAGAAUAUCUCAGUCUUUUUGCGGUUAAAUGCCUAUUGAACGUCAAUACUAUCUUUUAAUAUUAAUUUUUUCAAUAAAUGUAAAUUCAAUUAAUUGUUAAGCCCCUGAAAGAACCUCUCAUUUUAUCAAAUAUAAAGCAACAAAUAAAUUGCAUAAAUAACUCAAAUAAAGCAUCUGGAUAUCCUUCAGCCGUUGUACCUCUUUGCCACUGACUUAAUUUUUUAGAAUCAAUACAUUUUUUUGUAUUCUCCGACAAUAUUCCAGUCUUUUCUUUUUCAUAAAAAGAAAAUUCGUAUUGAUUUACGUGGGCUUCCGUCAUUGCUAUUGAAAAUAUCAUUUUCUAAAUAGAAAAAUUUUCAACAGCGAUGAUCAAUCGAGUAUCUAUUGUGUUCGAUGAAUUUUCCACCAAAAUGAAAAGAUAAAAACAGUAUGAAUAAAUUGUAUUUUCAGUAA
This is a messenger RNA of Fopius arisanus, 2406 nucleotides long. It is a transcript of the gene nes, whose product is annotated as lysophosphatidylcholine acyltransferase 3 protein nessy. Lineage: Eukaryota; Metazoa; Arthropoda; Insecta; Hymenoptera; Braconidae. The record is from RefSeq and is a predicted model, not a curated record. The transcript is spliced from 7 exons. Gene Ontology annotation, cellular component: membrane. Gene Ontology annotation, biological process: lipid modification; phosphatidylcholine biosynthetic process. Gene Ontology annotation, molecular function: 1-acylglycerophosphocholine O-acyltransferase activity; lysophospholipid acyltransferase activity. Bases 260 to 1681 code for a protein of 473 amino acids.